Epinephelus fuscoguttatus (brown-marbled grouper) is the source of this 1058-nucleotide messenger RNA. RefSeq names its product ADP-ribosylation factor-like 6 interacting protein 6 (gene arl6ip6). Lineage: Eukaryota; Metazoa; Chordata; Actinopteri; Perciformes; Serranidae. Bases 480 to 968 code for a protein of 162 amino acids. The transcript is spliced from 4 exons. The record is from RefSeq and is a predicted model, not a curated record.
UAAAUUAAGAUUCUGAUUUCUGCUGGUUAUUCUGCAGAUAAUUAGUCAUCAGGCAGUGUUACGUCACAUAUAACACCAGAUAAAUACACAUUAAAAAAGCACACACAUACACCAAUCAGGUGAGGUGAAUGACUUUGAUUAUUUUGUUUCAGUGCAUUGUUCUGCUGGGAAACCUUUGGUUCUGGCACGUCGGGACUGAAAACUACAGACCUUGAAAUUGAUGGUAGCAAUUGUUUGACACGCUCAUUAACUACAGAGAGAGAAAAAAGAAUAAAACUACACUGACGGCACAGCCUGAGGGACAAGAUUGUGUGCGGAAGUGAUUCACAGUAAGUCUUCCACUGAUGCAACUCCAACUCGGUCAGUUUCUGCCAUGCAGAAUUUUUUUACGCACAAGUUCUGACUUAUAGAGACGUGUAUCUAUACUAAAGUUAUCCCAUCUGACGUAAGGCAAAGUUAGUACUUUAAAGUGCGUCACAAUGCAGAGGAAUGCGGGUUUCGGUCUCUCAGAGGAUCAGGAUCAAGCAGAGUCUCAUCCCGAGGGAGCAGCUGGGAGAGCAGGACCGACCUGCACCAACCGGACCGGCCCCAAAUCCUGGUCCGUGGUCGUGCUGUCAGUGCUGGGCUCUGCGGUAGCUGUGGCUGCUGUUGGCUGUGUCUGCGCCCUCAUAUACCCGAUACUCAAAGAGCUGCGGGCAGAGAGAGUGACGGGAGAGGAUGGGGCUGAACACAGGAUGUUGGGUUUCUGGAGUAUCCUGGUGCUGUCACUAAUAGCAGGGUGUAUCUGCUGUGCCUUCUCAUGGACUCUCACCUACCUGGACUCGUACCAGCCUGGCAUGGCGUCAGGAACACUUCUGACUCUGGCCCACCUCAGAGGUGUAUCCGGCCAUCGUCUCCACAUUGGUUAUGGUGUCGCUGUCCUUAAUGGCGUCAUGGGGAUGCUCACUGUCAUCUGGAGCCUCACCUGACACCCAGAUACGCCCUCAGUAGAAGUGCUACUGGGACGUUCUUCACAAUGAAAUUCAAAUAAAAGGUUGUCAUGGAAGGUUUGAUAUUAA